This is a messenger RNA of Penicillium coprophilum, 999 nucleotides long. RefSeq lists its product as uncharacterized. The record is from RefSeq and is a predicted model, not a curated record. The transcript has 2 exons. Bases 1 to 999 code for a protein of 332 amino acids. NCBI's taxonomy places the organism in Eukaryota, Fungi, Ascomycota, Eurotiomycetes, Eurotiales, Aspergillaceae.
AUGUCCAAGUUGAUUGUCGUCCUCGGUGCCACUGGAGGUCAAGGCACUGCUAUCGUCGAUAGCUUUAUUAAGCUUCCAGACUGGCGUGUGCGUGGUCUUACUCGUAAUGCCGCGAGUCAAAAAGCACAGUCUCUCGCUGCAAAGGGGGUUGAGGUCAUAGAAGCCAACGUCGAUGAUCAAGCCAGUCUAGAGAAAGCGUUCCAGGGCGCUACUGCUAUCUUUGCGUUCACCGACUACUAUGAUUACUUCUUCCAACUUGGACCCGAGGAGUCAAUGGCGCGUGAGCUACAGCAAGGAAGCAAUUUGGCCCGAGCUGCCGCGAAAAUUCCAACGCUGGAACGAUACAUCUGGAGCACCUUGCCUAAUACCGAUCGUAUCACCAAUGGCCAGGCCAUAGUGCCGCACUUCCAGGGAAAGGCCAACGUGGACGUUUUUAUCAAAGAGAACCUAGCUGAGCUCUACGAGAAGACUACCUUCAUCAUUUUCACCAUUUUUGCCGCAAAUGUGACCCAUUAUGAAAUUUUCCGGCCGAUCUAUAUUCCAUCAGCCAAAAAAUGGGUGCAGUUUUAUCCAGUGCAUCCCGAUACACCAUAUCCAUCGAUCGGCAACCACCGCGUGAACAGUGGCAUCUUUGUGCGGGGUGUUAUUGAGAACCCACCCCCGUCAGGUACAUAUGUCAGGUGUAAUGUCGAGGAUCUUACGAUGGACACCUUCUUGGCUGCCUGGGGUCGGUCGAGUGGAGUGAGUCCCGAACCCAAUUCCACUGCCGUCAUCCAAAUUUCCAUGGAGCAGUAUAUUGCUCUGUGGGGUGAGAUGGGAGAAGAACAGGCCAGCCAAUGGCGAUUCUUCCGGUUCAUGAAAGAUGCUGGAAUCAACCCAAGCAAUGUCGCAGGGUUCAAACUAGUUGAGGGGAAGGAUCUGCUAUCUGACGAUCUUCAGGCUGCUCUUGUGCCAACUGAAGAGGGUAUGAAGACCAUGGACUGGUCCAGCUUUCGUUGA